AUGGCCCAACCAAGCCCAGGCCUAAACGUGAUCGCCCUAAUAUCAGGAGGAAAAGACUCCCUCUACUCAAUCCUCCACUGCAUCCGCAACGGCCACCAAGUGGUAGCCCUAGCAAACCUCUACCCAGAGCCGUCCCCCUCAACCACCAAAGCCGACAAUGCCAAUGACGAAGAAGAAGACAUCGACAGCUUCAUGUACCAAACAAUCGGCCACAGCAUAAUCCCUCUCUACGAAGAAGCCCUCGGCAUCCCACUGUACAGAGAAGCUAUCAAAGGCAAUGCAGUUGAUACAUCGCGCAUCUACAAAAACACCACCACUACCACAUCUACAUCUACAUCUACACCCGAGGAGGCAGAUGAAACAGAAUCCCUCAUUCCACUCUUAACAAGGAUCAAAAGGGCCCACCCAGAAGCAAACGCCGUCUCAGCAGGCGCAAUCCUAUCAACAUAUCAACGCACCCGAAUUGAGAAUAUCGCCGGAAGACUAGGUCUCACGCCUUUAGCCUGGCUAUGGCAAUAUCCAAUCCUUCCAGCGCCGGAAGCACGAAUUGCCGAUCCAUUGGCUGUGGCGCAGGCGGGGUUAUUGGAGGAUAUGGCUGCCGUGGGAUGUGAUGCGAGGAUUAUCAAGGUUGCUUCGGGGGGGUUGGAUGAGGGGUUUCUUUGGGAGGAUGUUUCUGGAUCUGCGAAUGCGGGACGGAGGGUGAGGGGACGGAUUGGGAAGGCUAUGGGGCGGUUUGCUGGGGGUGAGGAUGUGAGAGGGGCUGUUCUGGGUGAGGGGGGUGAGUAUGAGACUCUUGCGCUUAAUGGGCCGGAUUUCUUGUGGAAGGGACGGAUUGGGGUUGACGCGGUGGAUGUUAGGGUGGGAGAGGGGGGCGUUGCUUUUGCUCGGGUUGUUGGGGCUAGAGUGGAAGUUAAGGAUGGUGGUGAUGGGGUUGCUCCUGGGGAUGUUAGGAGGCCUGGGUUGUUGGAUGGGGUUUUUGAGAAGGCUUUGGAAAGGGACAGGGACUAUGAGGAGGGUUCUGAGGGUGCUUCGGUGGUAACUGGGACAAGUGCUUCGUCUCCUGAGUGGACUGCUUGUGAACCUGUGCACCGACAGACUGGUUCGUCGUGGACUAUCUCCAAUAUUGUUGCCCCCGAGGCUGGUCCUGGGACAGGAGAGCAGAUGAAGGGUAUUGCAGACAAGGUCGUGCAAGCGUUGACGACCGCCUCACCGGCCGAGUCGGGUACACGAUCAACAGAUGACAUCGUCUUUGCUACCGUCCUGCUCAACUCAAUGGGCGACUUUGGUUCCAUGAACGAUGUCUACGUGUCGCUCUUCAACAAACCCAAUCCUCCUGCGCGAGUUACAGUCGCCUGCGGAGACCGUCUACCAUCCAAUGUCAAAGUGAUGGUCUCCUUUGUGGUUGAUCUGUGUGCGAGAGACCUGCGUCAAGGCCUCCACGUUCAGUCGCGAUCAUACUGGGCACCAGCAAACAUCGGACCAUAUUCACAAGCCAUGUCUGUUCCACUGCAGAACAACAGCAGGUUGGUACACAUCGCUGGCCAGAUUCCUCUGGACCCUGCCUCUAUGGAGAUGGCACAAAAAGAACAGUCACCGUUUGAAAACUACCGUCUACGAGCUGUGCUAGCUCUCCAGCAUCUUUGGAGGAUUGGUGAAGCCACGCAGGUUGACUGGUGGCUUGGUGUCGUGGCCUUUUUGGCUCGCGGAGAACAAGCUGCUGCUCAAGCUCAAGUGGCCUGGCGCCUCUGGGAAAACAUGCACGCUCUACCCAACAAUGAAGAUGAAGAUGACGACGAAGGUCCUCAACUGGAUGCGUGGGAUCUCAAGUACGGACGUCGCACGGAAGAAGUGACUUCUGAUGCCGCCGCACUUUUUCUGCCCAAGUUCACUGUCCUCAAUUCCGAGUCUGCCACAUCCAUCCCCCCUUUCCUGGCUGUUCAGGUCGACGAACUCCCACGAGGAAGUGAUAUCGAAUGGCAAGGUCUGGGUGGCCGAUGCGAACAAGUCAAACUUGGUACCGCAGAAGGUCCAGCUUACACCACCACCAUGGACGGCCAAUACACCUACAUUAGUAUUGAGGUUGAGGCUGGAUUGUCUGACGAUGCAUGGGACGACCGCUUGAAUUUGGCCAUAAAGACCCACUCUCAGAACCCUAGCCUAUCUCAGGCUGUGUUGUACACUUCCUAUUCGCUGUCCGAAGCUUGGCCAGGACAGGUUGUCCCAUGCCGAUCGAUUUGGGGACGAGGAGGACGAAAAUUGGGUGCAGGCAUUAUCUUGCAACAAUCACAUUAG
Messenger RNA from Penicillium antarcticum, 2292 nucleotides. Its product is annotated as diphthine--ammonia ligase family protein. Lineage: Eukaryota; Fungi; Ascomycota; Eurotiomycetes; Eurotiales; Aspergillaceae. Gene Ontology annotation, biological process: protein histidyl modification to diphthamide. The transcript has a single exon. The coding region runs from base 1 to 2292 and encodes 763 amino acids. The record is from RefSeq and is a predicted model, not a curated record. Gene Ontology annotation, molecular function: diphthine-ammonia ligase activity.